AUGAUACUCUUACCCCCAGAUGUCGCCCUUGUCGGCCACAGCUCUCAGGAGACGGAUGCUCGACUUUCUGAAGGCUUCUCAUUGAUCACUUCGAUAUCCAACAAGAACGAGGAGAACCCUUUCAUCUUCGAUAUUUCUAUCCCAAAACUUGCCUCUGGGAUUGCAACAACCGUCGAGACGUGCGCUGCAGCAGCUGUUUUACUUGCUUCGCAGGGAUGCAGAAGCGAAGUGCGCAUGUUCGCCGCUGAACGUGGAUUCAUCGGUUCUCUUAACAUACCUGUGCGGUGGAACUUGCAUAUUGGCGACCUCACUCACCAGAUCAAGACGAAGCUGGCAGAAUCUCUCCAGGAUACGGGAGACGGGCCGAGCUUUUUGAUUGCCAUCACCGCAGACCAGGCCGGCUCGGGGACUACUCUCCUCGAUUGCCAUGCACAAGAUGGAAGAAUCACUGUCAGGGCAGUCAAUUAUGACAGCUCGGAGACGGCUCUUUCCCUGCACUUCCUGAGACAAUAUGAGUACAUCGUCAGCGAGAUGUGUCUACCACAGAGCGUGGACAAGCCACUGGUCGACUUGAAGGCUAUCGCGAUUCAGGAUCUCCAGCAGGUGUGGACAUGGAAUUCCCGAGUUCCCGCGCGUGUCGAUCUCUGCAUCCAUAAAGCAUUUAUGCGGCGAGCGCGGCAGCAUCCUGCCUUUGCCGCUGUUUCAGCUCAUGAUGGAGAACUUACGUACGGCGAGCUAGAUGAUCUCUCCACUCGUCUGGCACAUGCACUGAUCGAUGGAGGCGUCCAGGCUGGCAGCAUCGUCCUAAUCUGCAUUGAGAAAUCCAUGUGGGUCCCCGUUGCGCAGUUGGCCGUCAUGAAGUGCGGAUGCGCUUCGACGGUGCUCGAUACGUCGCUCCCGCAGCAAAGACAGCGAUCUAUUGCCGAGCUGGUCCAAGCCGAAGCGGUUUUGACAUCGCCGCAGUGUGAAGAACAAGCCGAAGCGUUAGGUCUGGACUGUAUCCGCUUUACUCUGGACAGUUCUUCGAGUGAACGCUGGCCCGACGCGCAGCCUGAUUCCCUCCCGAAAGUCAGGUCCUCCGCCUGGCUAUACAUAGUGUUUACCUCAGGAAGUACUGGGACCCCCAAGGGAGCCAUUAUCAGCCAUGCGAACUACGCCAGCGCCGUGGCCCACCAACAAAACGGCCUUGAUUUCCGGGAGUUUGACCGCGUCUUUGAUUUUGCAUCGUACGCCUUUGACGCCGCCUGGUGUAACGUAAUCCAUGCGCUGAUGGUCGGAGGCUGCCUUUGCAUUCCGUCGGAUGAAGAGCGAAAGGGAGACCUAGCCGGAGCACUGCGCAAGUACCAGGUCACCUAUGCUGUCCUUACACCCUCCGUGGCAUGGUUCCGGGCCUCCGAGCUCCCUGCAUCUCUUCGAACGUUCCAUUUCGGAGGAGAGCCGCUCAAGGCGGCGCUUGUGAAGGAAUUAUCGACCCAAGCAACGGUCAUCAACGCCUAUGGGCCUGCUGAGUGCUCGACAGUUAGUACGGCCAUUGUCGCGGACCCAGACGGCAACGAUGAUCCCACUAUCGGCACUGGUUUGGGCGCUUGUACAUGGGUCGUCAAACUAGAUGGAACAGAUCUUGUCCCUAUCGGGGAGGUCGGAGAGCUCUGGGUCGAAGGUCCCAUCGUCGGCCAGGGGUAUCUCAGAAACCCCGAGAAGACCACCACUACCUUUGUCGAGAACCCACCGUGGCUUCUCCGCGGCUGCCCCGGUCUGUCGGGUAUGAAAGGGCACGACGGACGCCAGGGAUGUCUCUACCGCACUGGAGACCUGGUCCGGUACAGACCGGAUGGCAAUCUGGAGUUUGUGGGCCGCAAGGAUUCGCAGGUCAAGAUCCGGGGCCAGCGCGUGGAGCUCGGGGAGAUCGAGUACAAUCUCCAGCGCGCCUUGACGGAUGAAGCAAGAGCCCAUAACGUGCAGAUCAUCGCCGAGGUGAUCAAGCCAGAGGGCAGCGACGUGCCCACGCUGGUCUCGUUUCUUUUUAUGGCUGUCAGCUCCGGUCUGUCGUCGGCGGAUGCGGGGCCGAUCCUGCAGCGAGCUCUAGAGGUGAUUGAAGAUCGUUUGGAGAAGCUUGUACCUCCGUACAUGGUCCCCUCCGCUUUUUUCGCGAUGAAAGAAGUGCCCAUGACGCCCACGGGGAAGGUGGACCGUCGAGGUCUACGUGAAGGAGGCAAAACGUUGUACUGGCAGCACCUGAACAAGAAUCCUUCAUCCACGCCGGAGCAAGAGGAAGAGUCCGAAGUGGAGUCGAAAAUCCGCGGCGUGUGGAGCGUGGUCCUGAAUCUGCCUCUCAGCAAGAUCGGUUUGGACGUGAAGUUUACGCGUCUUGGAGGUGACUCUAUCACGGCCAUGCAAGUGGUCUCGCGCUGCCGGUCACACAACAUUUCCAUCAAAGUCGCCGACAUUCUGAGGCUGCAGACUGUCCGGCAGGUCGCUCGUUCCAGCAGGCCCAUCCAGCAGAAAGUCAACAGGCACAUCGUUUCCGCGGAUGAAGGCAACGGCUGGCCGUUGACGCCGAUCCAGCAGAUCUUCUUCGACAAUAAUCCAAACGGCAUGAACCAUUACACCCUCAGCUACAUCGUCAAGCUGGUGAGGCAUACAACUCAUGAGGAGCUCCUUGGAGCGCUGAUGGCCCUCACAACCCGUCAUGGUAUGCUCCGCGCCCGGUUUCGCAAGCGGCCAGAGGAAUCAAACUGGGAGCAGUAUAUUGCGCCGGCAGGACCCAGCUCGUUCCUCCUACAGCAGCACGAUUAUGUAGAUCGCGCCACGAUGCAGCGUGUGGUCGACGAGCGACAGGCGGGCAUGGACCUCGUCAACGGUCCUGUCUUUGCUGUAGACGUAUUCAACAGCCCUCACGAGGCCCAAACGCUUCUGAUGAGCGCGCAUCAUGUCAUGAUGGACCUCGUUUCGUGGCGCAUCGUUUGGCAUGAGUUAAGCCAGUACCUCUCAGGGACCAAGGACAUCCCACCACCGGCGCUCUCCUUUCAGGAAUGGUGUCGCUUGCAGCGUGACGAAGGAGAGACGCUCGAUCCAGCGACUGUUCUGCCUUUUGAUGUCACUCCUGCCAAUUUCGAGUACUGGGGUGUGACGCGUGGCGAGGUGUUCUUUCGGGAUUCGAUAUUGAAUAUCUCCGUGAUUGAUGCCGAGGCCACUGCGCUGCUUCUCGGUGCCAGUAACGACAGUCUCCGGACCGAUAUUCUGGACAUCCUCGUGGGAACGCUCAUUUUCUGUUUUGCUCGGGUCUUUCCCGAUCGAAAACCACCGCCGGUGUUUCUUGAAGGUCACGGUCGUGAGCAUGUUGCCGGCAUGGACGAUUUCGACCUAUCCGAGAUCAUUGGCUGGUUUACUUCUGUUCAUCCUAUUGAGAUUGGUAGCGCGAUGGACAGCUCAAUCUUUGACUUGAUCGCCAUGGCUAAGGACAUCCGCAAUAGAGUGCCCGGGAAAGGCCGGCCGUACUUUGCCUCUCGCUUCUACAGCGCUGCAGGAAGAAAGGCGUUCGAAGGGCACCAGCACGUCGAGCUCAUUUUCAACUAUCGAGGGUUGUUCCAGCAGCUCGAGGAUGACCAUUCUAUCUUCAAGCUUGAAGACAGGCAGGAUCGCAACUUGUUCAUUCCCGGUGACGGACCGGAUUACCUGCGGCCGUCCCUCAUCGACAUGAACCUCGUCGUACAGGAAGGGGAAUUACAGGUUUGGACACGAUCCCAUCGCCAUAUGCGUGACCACGAUGCCGUUCUUCGUUGGAUGGACCUGUACGCAAAGAAUCUCAACAGCGUUGCGCAUGAACUCGCCAGCUUAUCGCCCCGUUUCACGCUUGCGGAUUUCCAGUUGCUCGAUAUCUCGUACGCAGGGCUGGAGACGCUGCUGAAGGACCAGCUAGAGAGCGAGGGAAUCCAGAACUCAGAUAUACGGGACAUCUAUCCCUGUACACCGAUGCAGGAGGGAAUCCUGAUUAGCUCCAACAUCGGCGCAGCCUCCUACCACAGCGCAGUAAUCUGGCAGGCCACCUCGACCGGCUCAGCAGUCAGCAUCCCUCGUAUGGCGGCAGCGUGGGGGAGAAUCGCGAGCAUGCAUCCGGUGUUCUCAACUGUCUUCUCGACUAAUCCUGAAACCGGCCGGUUUGUCCAGGUCGUCCUGGGCAGCCCCAAUGAGGCGUCUAUCUGCGAAGCUGCUGAUUCCAAGUCUGCUGUGGAGCAGCUGCAGCAGAUGCAAAGUCCGCAAGCAUCACCAUCGCAGCCACAAUGCUUCUUUACGCUAUGUGUGGAUCAGGAAGGCGAAGUUGCAUGCCGGCUGGACAUUACUCACGCGCUCAUGGAUGCCCUGUCCUUGCCUGUAAUCGUACAAGAUCUGGAAAGGGCUUACUCUGGACGAGCCUUGUCUCCGUGCACCCCUUUGCGCGAUUAUAUUGAGCAUAUUCAUCGUACACCAGCUUCUAAUCGCCUGUCAUACUGGAAGAAAUACCUCGCGGGCGUCAACCCUUGUGAUAUGCCCGGAGAUCUUGUGUCGCCUCAUUCGAGUCAGCGUAACAGUCAGUAUGGGUGGAUCACCCUCCCGUCUGCUGUCACGGCCCCUAUCGCCAAAAUCUGCCAGGACAAAGGGAUGACCCGCUCCGCAUUCCUUCACCUGGCGUGGUCCCUCGUGUUGUCACGUUUCACCGGAAUGCGGCAGGUCUGCUUCGGCUAUAUUUCGUCUGGCCGUGACGCUGCGGUUGACGGCAUCGAGAAUAUUGUCGGGCCCUUGAUCAACAUGCUGAUUGCCCGCGUGGAUCUGCAGCAGCCCGCGUUCAGGGUGAUGGACAGCAUCAACAAGUACACUAUCGAGCAUCUGGAGACUCAACACGUCUCGCUCGCCGAGGUGCAACACGAGAUCUCUUCGAAUCGGCUUUUUAACACGAAUAUCACAGUUCGUGAAGCUCGAGGAGGGGCUGGCGCAGCUGAUAGAGGCAUGCACUUGGUAGAAAUAUCUGAGGAGGACCCGCAUGAAUACGACAUGGUCCUCGCUGCCACUCUCAACAAGAACGACACCGAAGUCAGCAUCCAAUAUCGAACAGACUUUGCCAGCUUGCCCCAUGCGCAAGAAAUCCAGACUGCUUUACAAAAGGCCAUCGAAUUUCUCGAGUCUGUUGCGCAGGACACACCUGCUGCUGCCGAAUCGGAUCCGCGGUUCUGUGACUCACUCUACGACGCUUACUUUUACCAUACGGUUGGCACCGAUGAAGGGUCCGCCAUCACCCAAUGGAUAGCCCUGUUUGAUGGCAUGGAUGCUGCCUGCCACUUCCCUCCUCCUCUACCCAGUGCGACUCACCGGCCCUGCGCCAAUGCCUCGGCUUCGUAUACGAUCCAGGAUAUGCAAUGGCGAAACGACUGUGAUGCCACAACACAGCUCUUCGCGUCAUGGGCUCUUCUGCAAACAUCAUACGGGAAUUCUGCCGAUAUCUUGGUCGGGACUCGUGGAUCAACGGGCGGUGCAACGCCCAUGCCCAGACGAAUCCACGUUGCUCUCAAUCAGAGCGUGUCGUCGUACCUGAACUCAGUCCAGUCAAUCAUUGCAACGUGCUCGAAACUGCCACCCCUCUCUAUACACCGGCUGCGUGCUCUUAGCGCAGAGUUAGCACUGGCUUGCGACUUCCAAACUGUCCUGGAGGUUGGCGGAGAUUCUGUGCAGGGCGACGGACAAAUUACAGAUGGUGACUCCCAUGAGGGUCGAGCGCUUUCCAUACAAUUUGCCGUCAGGGCUUCCGGGGCUCAGGUUAAGGCCAAGUUUGAUGAGCAAUUGAUCAGCACCGAGCAAGUGAAAAGGCUCUUCUGCCAGUUGGAAGGAGUGCUCCGCCAAAUGGGCUCAUCAGUUCAUUCCACGUUGCCCCUCGCUGAGAUCGAUACCAUUAGCGCGGAGGAUCUUCGAGCCAUCACAGUAUGGAAUGGGACGCCGUUUGAGAACGUUCAAGGCCUUGUCCACGAUCUCAUUUCUGAUACAGUCAGGGCCAUUCCAGAUUCCCCGGCCAUUUCCUCCUGGGACGGAGAGCUCACCUAUCGCCAGCUGGAUCUUCUGUCCACGCGUCUGGCCCACUGGUUGAUCCAGCUCGGCGUCGGGCCCGAGGUCAUUGUGCCUCUCUACUUUGAAAAGUCCAUGUGGAUGCCCGUGUCCGCGGUAGCCGUUCUGAAGGCGGGCGGGGCGGGCGUGAUGAUCGACUGCACACAGCCCAUCGAGCGCGCAUGUAGCAUAGUCGAUCAGGUCCAUGCCAAAUUCGUCAUCACAUUACCAAAUAACGUGGAGCGGGCAAGUCAGUUUGAAGGCCUGCAGCUCCUGGUCGUCGAUCAAGCCUCUGUGGAUGCCCUGCCGGAUCCAGAGGGAGGGCUUUCUCUGCCCAACCCGGUGCUUCCGUCGAACCUGGUCUACGUCUCUUUCACAUCCGGCAGUACAGGCAAGCCCAAGGGGGCGAUGAUCACGCAUUCAUGCUUUACAUCCGCUAUCCGGAACCAGCAGCGUGCUCACGGCUUUGGGCCUGGUCAACGAGUCUACGAUUUCGCCUCCUACGCUUUCGACGUCAGCUGGUCGAAUCUGCUGCAUUCCCUCACGUCCGGCAGCUGUCUGUGCAUUCCAUCUGAGUAUCAGCGAAGCAACGCGCUCUCAGAUUCGAUCCGAGACAGCAAAGCGACGCUGAUUAACGCAACGCCGUCUAUUCUUCGGCACCUGGAUCCCAAAGACCUUCCGGAUCUCGAGCAAAUCUUGAUGGGCGGAGAAGCCUGGUCCGAAGCAGACUUUGGAGACUGGAUCGACAGCAAGAAACUGAUGAACAGCUACGGUCCCGGGGAAUCUACCGUUAAGGCUUGCAUCAUUCGCGCGGCCCGGGGCAUGGUUCCUAACACGAUCGGUAGGGGAAUCGGCCUACAUACGUGGAUCGUGAGAACCGACGGCUCCGAUAGACUUGCGCCCCUGGGUUCCGUGGGAGAGCUGUGGCUCGAGGGUCCCCAGGUUGCGCUUGGUUAUAUCGGAGACGAGGCAAAGACAGCAGCUGCGUUCGUGACAAGGUCCAAGUGGACAGUUCCGGGCCAGCAAUGCCGUUUCUACCGGACCGGGGAUUUGGUGCGUUACCAACCUGACGGAGACCUGGUCUUCGUCGGCCGCAGGGACUCGCAAGUAAAAAUCCGUGGCCAACGGACCGAACUGGGAGAGAUCGAGUACGGCAUUCGGCGCGCCCUGCUUGCAGGCGAUCUGCCGGCUCAGAUCGUCGCCGAUGUAUUCAAACCGCACAAUAGCGAGAAUCACGUUCUAGUCGCGUUCAUCAAGGCCGAUGAGGGCGAGACUGACCCCUGGCGCAAGCUUAUGGGGCUGGACGAGCGUCUCGCCAAACUUGUCCCUGAGUACAUGAUUCCCACUGCCUACAUUCACGUCCAGCAAUUUCCUAUGACGGCAACAGGCAAGGUCCACCGCCGCUCUCUGCGCGAGAUCUACGCGAAAAAGACACUAGAGCAGCUGGUCGCCCUGGACGCCCUUCGCGUCUCUGGCCAGCGCGCCCCCAGCACUGCGUCGGAGAAGAUCCUCCGGGAUCUCUGGGUUGAGAUACUGAAUAUCGAUCCGGACGCAAUCUCGGCCGACGAUAGCUUUUUCCGCAUAGGGGGUGAUUCUCUGGGCGCUAUGCGGUUGGUCGGCGCGGCGAGGAAAGCAGGCCUUGCGCUCAGCGUCGCGGAGAUUUUCAUGCAUCCAAAGCUCAGUGCGCUCGCAAAGGUCCUAGAAGUGCAAAAGCCGACGCUGCACCAGGCCGAUUACUCCGUUGAGCCUUUCUGCCUCCUGGACAGGCAGGCACUUCCAGAAGACCCGCAGAGUCAUGUUGCUCAUCUCUGUGGCCUAGAGCCUGAUGAUAUUGAAGACGUUUUCCCAUGCACACCUUUGCAGGCGGGACUGCUGGCCGAAACAGUCCGAUGCCCCGGUGAUAACAUCUUGACUGAGUCUUGGGCGUUGAGAGAUGAUGUCGACGUUUCCCGUCUUCGUGCUGCAUGGCAGAAGGUUGUUUGCGCACACCCGAUUCUGCGGACGAGGAUUGUUGAUCUCGGUCAGCAAGGCCUGGUGCAGGUCAUCAUCCGUUAUGAAAGCUGCGAGACCCCAGGAUUAUCAGCACAGGACUUUGGCCUCGGUACGCCAUUGAUCAUCUAUGAGAUUUCCGAGUCUCAUUUCUUAUUGUCCAUCCACCACGCUCUCUACGAUGGAUGGUCGAUGCCGCUUGUUUUUGACGCCCUGCUCAGGAGUUACCAGUUCAAAUCAAUCCAAGAUGCUCCACCCUUCCAGGCCUUUAUCAGGUAUGCCACCCAGUGCAGCCAGACCGAGGCGGAGGAGUUCUGGAGAGAUCAGUUCCGUGAUUGCGAUGCCCAAAACUUUCCCGUCCUCCCAUCGAAGGCCUACCGGCCAAGAUGUGAUGAGCACUUCGAGGUCGAGAUCAAGGAUGUAAUCUUGGAUGGAGAUUACACAGCAGCGACAAAUAUUCGACUUGCCUGGGCCAUCUUACUGUCGACGGUCACCAAUUCCGCAGAUGCAUCUUUCGGCGCCACCGUGUCCGGCAGACAAGCAGAUGUUUCUGGAAUUGAGAACAUGACGGGACCGACAAUUGCCACGGUGCCGUUGCGAGUGGCCGUUGAUCGCUCAAAGACAGUGAGGGAAUUGCUUCAGCAAGUGCAGCUUCAAGCUGCAGAGAUGAUGCCAUUUGAACAAGUAGGCAUCCAGCGCAUCCGGCGUCUCUCCGAGGAGUGCAACCUUGGAUGCGAGUUCCAAUCACUUAUGGUGAUUCAGCACGAAAGCUCGCACGACGUCAAGGGAGCUCUGUUCAAGACUGAUGUUGCCCCAUUUGAAGCUGGUGACGUAAAUCAUUUCAAACUGUAUGCGAUUUGCCUUGAGUUUGUCCUCAAGCCCAACAGCAUCUGCUUUCGCGCCGAUUACGACUCCACUGUCGUGUCUCAAAGUCGAUUCCACAGACUUGCGAGCCGAUUCGAAAACGUUUUAAGGCAGCUUUCCUCGCCUGAUGUCUGGGACAAGCCUGUCUUUCAGCUCGAUACCAGCAGCCAGGCGGAUCUGCACCAAAUCUGGAGUUGGAAUCGCGCCGUUCCCGAGAGAUCCGACCAAACAGUCCACGGGAUUUUCGGACAAGUCGCUGCAAGGCAGCCUCGAGCUCCGGCCAUCUGCGCAUGGGACGGAGACUUCACCUACGGACAGGUGGAUGAGAUGUCCACAUGCAUUGCCAAGGAGCUGCUCGGAGCCGGUCUUCCGCAGAGCGGCCAACGCAUCGUCCCCCUGUUCUUCGAGAAGUCAAAAUGGAUGCCCGUCUGUCAGAUCGCAGUCAUGAAAGCCAGCGGCACAUCGGUAGCUCUCGAUACCACGCUUCCUGACGGCCGGCUGCAGACGGUCAUGGACUUGGUCCAGCCCCAGAUAAUCCUUGCUUCAGCUGAGCAGGAAUACCGAGCACGAGACCUGGCUCCGACUGCACGGGUCAUCGUCGUGAGUGAUAUGCGGAAGCCUACUUCCAACCUCCUUGAAUAUCCACAUCUGCCGAUUGUGGACCCGGAUACUUGGCUCUAUGUGGUCUUCACUUCAGGGUCGACGGGCACUCCCAAGGGCGCGAUCAUCAGCCACUCCAACUUUACCAGUGCGCUCAAAUACGGCAAGACCGCGCUUAAUUUUGGGCCCGAGACUCGUGCGUAUGACUUUGUGUCGUAUGCUUUCGACGUAUCCUGGCUCAACGUGCUGUAUACCCUGUGCGCAGGGGGCUGUCUAUGUGUCCCAUCUCAUUAUGAGAUUCAGAAUGAGCCUAGGGAGGCUAUUGCACGCAGACAGGCAAAUACCGCGUUUAUUACUCCAACAGUCGGCAAGCUACUGCGCGGAGCAGAUCUUAAAAUACUCAACUAUGGUGGUGAGAAUCUACCGCGCGACGAGAUCAACCACUGGAGAGACCGCGCUGAAAUCAUCCAUUCAUACGGUCCAUCCGAAUGCACGCCGAUUGCGAUUUCCCACAUUCUUGAUCCUGCGCGCAGCCCCGUGAUUAUCGGCAAGGCUCUUGGGGCACGGUCGUGGAUUGUCGAACCAGAGCACGGCAAGUCGUUGGCGGCGGUAGGCGACGUCGGCGAGCUCUGGAUUGAAGGGCCUAUCGUUGGUCAGGGUUAUCUGAACGACCCGCAGAGAACAGCAGCAUCCUUCGUACAGAAUCCAGAAUGGCUCACGCAGUCCUGCCCCGGUUUCGUUGGCCGCCAUGGACGGAUGUAUCGCACGGGCGACCUGGUUCGAUACGAAGAAGAUGGCAACCUGCAGUUCAUUGGACGGAAGGACGCCCAAAUCAAGAUCCGCGGACAGCGUGUGGAACUGGAAGAAAUCGAGCAUCAUAUCCACGAUGUUGUCGGGCACACGGCAGCAUCCCAGGUAGUCGUGGAUAUCAUCAAACUCGCUGACACUGGGCCUGCCCUGGUAGCCUUCAUCAAGCUCUCGGAUAAGAGAGUUGUGGCUGGCUCACCAGAAGCGCAAUCGUACGCACGGCAGCUUGCUGUUACUGUCAAGCCUCGCCUUUUAGCCUCAAUACCCCGAUACAUGAUCCCAAACGCCUAUACGGUUGUGGACAGCAUUCCCAACACGACAUCCGGAAAAGUUGACCGUGGCAAGCUGCGCCAAGCUGCAUCGGCCAUGGCGAAGGCGGAUCUCCUCCAGGCAGAAAGUGUCGCAAGACGUGCUCCGGAAACACCAGAGGAGACGAAGCUCCAUGCUCUUGUUGCACAUGUGCUUUCUUGGGACGGCGAGUCCUUUGGCAUGGACAAUAAUUUCAUGCAGCUGGGUGGUGACUCCAUCAGUGCCAUGAGAUUAGCCUCCCUGUCCCGUAAGGCAGGAAUAUUUCUGACCGUCACGGAUAUCCUGACCAAAGACCGGAUUGUAGACCUUCUCGUGACAACUCAGCAGGCUCGCCCCGAAGAGGCAAGCGAACACCCGCGCUUCACCUUGCUGGAUGUUCCAGAUGCGCAAACCUUUGUCGAGGAAGAAGUGAUGGCACAGAUUGAGCCUGGUUGUGGCGGUCAGCUUGUUGACGUCCUACCGGCGACAGAUAUGCAGUCUACAUAUCUCCGGAACAAUCUCCAUUCACCCCGGCGAUCCUGGCUCUACAGUUAUAUCGACUUUGCCCAGAUUCCUGAAGAGGGUCGUCUUGUCCAUAGCCUUGAGAAACUGGUGGAAGUCUGCGAGAUCUAUCGGACGGCUUUUGUUCGCUCCGGUGAUGCCUUCUUCCAAGCCGUGUUUGAUUCCUGGAAGCCAACCAUCGACAUUGUCCAUGGCGUUGAAUGCGUGGAAUCUGCAUUCUACGAGUAUGUAGCAGAAGACGUGAAAGCACCGGCCUCUCUGGGGGCGCCGCUGGUGCAAUUCAAGCUCAUCCGCGGACAAAACGCAACAUCGAAACUCGUCUUCGACAUGUCGCACGCUGUCUAUGACGCGAUCAGCAUGGAUCAAACGCUCCAGACGCUGGCUGAUGUCUACAAGGGCAUUGGCUCGAAUCGGGCGAUCAAGGGCUUCCAUAGCUACGUACACCACAUUAACUCGUCCAAGCAGAACAGCUACGCCUAUUGGCGCAAGACAUUGCAGAACUCUUCGAUGACCAUAGUACCAUGCACUUCAUCAGCUCCCGCGCUCGACGGACCGCCCACCGUGCUUAUUCGGUCUGUCCCCUUACCCAAACCCCCCGCCGGCAUCACACAGGCCACCCUCUUCACGCUCGCCUGCGCCUCCACACUGAGCCGCCUCACCAACUCCACAGACGUAGUCUUCGGUCGUGUCGUCUCCGGCCGUGCAACCCUCCCCACUGCUCUCCAGAACGUGAUCGGCCCCUGUCUAAACCGGCUGCCUGUGCGCGUCCAGUUCACACGUCCGCAGACCAAGACCGAGCGCCUCAUCGCCCUCCAAAAGCAGCAGGCCGAGAGUCUUGCAUACGAGACGACCGGCCUUUCAGAGAUUGCCAGAAACUGUACCGACUGGCCUUACGACACGCGAGAAUUUGGCUGCUGGAUCCAGUAUCAGAAUGUGGACGAGGAGCCCGUGCUCGCUCUACCGGGUGCCGUGGGCGGGCUACGGAGCAGGCCGAUGUGGGAGAUUCCCGUCGCAGCGGACUUUUUGGAGGUCUUCGCUGUUCCAAGCCGCGAGGGAAUGCUGACAGUGAAGCUCAUUUCGGGUCCUGGUUAUGCAAACGAUGUGAUGACUGAGUUUCUUGAGGGGGUAUGUGCGGAGCUGGAAGACACAUCUGGUGAGGUCGAAAUUACGAUGGGUUUAGAGUAG
This is a messenger RNA of Aspergillus thermomutatus, 12324 nucleotides long. RefSeq lists its product as uncharacterized. Bases 1 to 12324 code for a protein of 4107 amino acids. The record is from RefSeq and is a predicted model, not a curated record. Gene Ontology annotation, molecular function: phosphopantetheine binding; catalytic activity. NCBI's taxonomy places the organism in Eukaryota, Fungi, Ascomycota, Eurotiomycetes, Eurotiales, Aspergillaceae. The transcript is spliced from 2 exons. Gene Ontology annotation, cellular component: cytoplasm. Gene Ontology annotation, biological process: secondary metabolite biosynthetic process; amino acid activation for nonribosomal peptide biosynthetic process.